This is a messenger RNA of Triticum aestivum (bread wheat), 1295 nucleotides long. RefSeq lists its product as uncharacterized. The record is from RefSeq and is a predicted model, not a curated record. The coding region runs from base 51 to 1295 and encodes 414 amino acids. The transcript has 7 exons. Lineage: Eukaryota; Viridiplantae; Streptophyta; Magnoliopsida; Poales; Poaceae.
CUUAAACAAGUUGUGUCAAGUACCGCACCACCACCACUAGCUAGCUAGCAAUGGCCACACCCACCAAUGAACCCACCAUCACCAUGGAGACCUGCGGCGACGUCUCCGACAACCCCACCAUGGAGACCAUCAGUGUCCUCUCCGAUGUUCCCAUUGUGAGCAAAAGCCUCCCCACAGGCGCCGUCUCCGCCAAUUUCAAGGUCACUCCUGGCUUCGGUGGAAUCACGGAGAACGCCAAGGUGAACAUCGACAUGCUGUAUCUGCGCCAGAUCAUGACGGGCUGGGAGGCGAAUCAGUCGGAUGUGAUAAAUCCCAAUACCGUGACUGGGCUAGGUAAAACUGUUGUGAACAACUGGGGGAUCUAUGACGGCCCUGGCUCCAAGGCGAAACUGGUAGCCAAAACACAUGGCAUGCACACAUUUGCCGGCAAAUGGAGCAAUUGGUUCACCCUGGUGUUUGUGGUCGAUAGGUUCGAAGCGUCCACUCUUCAGGUUAUGGGAGCUAAUGAUGAGGAUGAAGCAGAUAAUGACUGGGCCAUUGUAGGUGGGACAGGUGAAUUCACAAUGGCUCGCGGUAUCAUCCAGAGAAGAGUAUAUAGUGUAACAGACAGUACAUUAACACAUGCACUUACUAUUGAAUUCUUCUGCCGCAUGAAGGAGGUCGUCCCUUCACCUACAAAGAGAGGAACAGUUGGUGGAAAUAGAGGCACCCUGCCAUAUAUAUUGGGCGGCCAUGGCAGAAGUGCAGGCGGCGCUGCGCUCGAUGCGGCAGUAGGGACGCGGGAGGCGACGCUGCGCUCGAUGCGGCAGCAGGGAGGCGGGAGCCGUGCGUGGAGACGGAGGAGAAAAUGGGAGGCGUGGCUGAGAGGCAGGCGAGUGGGAAGGGCUGGGGUGUUCCCCACAACACAGAAGAGACCGGUGACGGCCUUGCAGGGACUCGCGGUGGCACGACCGGCGAGGACAUUCUGGAUCUCGCCGGAUCCGGUAGAAAAUUGCGCGCAGGCGGUGGAUCUGGAAGGAAGACCUCCGGAGUUUGGAGCACGACGGUUGGUGGGCGCGGCAUGGCUUCGGGUUAAUCAUCAAGUGAAAGUAACACUUGAUCACAGGGUAUUAAAGUUAGUAGAUCUUGUGAAAUGUUCAUGUGUUCUUACUUCAGCGCCUCUUAUGGUUUUAGCAAUGGAGUUGGCUCUAGCUCUUGGAAAGAUGGUUAACGAGAAGCUGCCCAACCUGCUCACUAGAUUGCGGCGGCAGCGGGGGUUUUGUGUCAGCACGCUGCAGGGAGCUGUUCGACAGUGA